AUGGACCUGUUCCCACACUUGAUCAUCAAACAACUGCUAUCAUAUGAUGAACUUAGUAAUCUUGAUAAGAUAUGCUUCGUGUUGACAUGUAGAUCAUUGUACAAUGCACGUGAUAAAUACUUGAGACUAGAGUCCAACAGUCGAAUGUUCAAGAAACACAACAUACAUCACUCUCAACGCACAUUGCCAAUGUAUCAAUCACGAAUUGGCCAUGUUGUCGACUACUUUGCCAACACCAACAACAAGUCAUUCAAAUUGAACUCAUUCCGCAGUGCGAUCGUCAAGUCACUGACGCAAGAGGCAGAGUAUGGCGCAGACGUUGACCAACACGCAGCCUCCAUCUACUCACUGAUGACCAAUGGAUGCGAGAGGAAGAUAGCCCCCACAGUGAACCAUCUCGACUUCUCAUUCUUCAAGGGCGACUUCAACAAGUUGGACGAGAAGGCGAUGCAGUGCAAGGCCACUCACAUCAUAUUUGGCUGCGAUCUGGCCCUGCCCCGAGACCUCUCUCGCUUCGGUCACAUCACUCAUCUCUUCUUGGUGCACAACUUCAAUCAUCCGGUGCUGGCGGGUGACAUACCCAACACAGUGACAUCACUCAAGUUUGGAAACAACUUCAAUCAUGUGUUGACGCCAGGUGUGUUGCCAAAGUCCAUUCGUCGACUAUCCUUUGGCUAUCAAUACAACCAACCACUGGCACGAGGCACGAUACCAGACAGGCUUGAAUGUCUAUCCUUUAGCGACCUGUUCAAUCAACCGAUCGAGGUGGGUGUGCUGCCCAUCACGCUCGUCGACCUGUCUUUCGGCUCCACCUUUGACCAAUCCCUCGCGCCCCGCUCUCUGCCACCCAAUCUCAAACACUUGAUACUGUCGGAGCGCUUCAGCGGACUUGGUGUGGGCACGCUGCCUUCAUCAUUGCUCAGUCUAAAGAUGAAUUUGAUACAAGGCCAACUCUUGUUGCCAGACUAUCUCCCCGCUCACAUGACUAGCCUCACAUUGACCGUGGGCCACAACAGCUGGAAUGGGCGACUUGAGCCCGGGGUGCUGCCAGCAUCACUCACAUACCUGGCGCUGUGGAACUUCCAGGAGCAGUUGGUCAAGGGCGUGUUGCCGCCCAAUCUCAAGAUAUUCAAGGCAACUGGAUACAAUGUCAAUUGUUGCUGCAGGGAGGUGGGCACGAUCCCCGACUCGGUUGAGGAGAUCGACCUGGCCUCAAACUCAUUCAUUGGCUUGCCCCUCGUGCCUGGAUAUCUGCCGCCACGUCUUCGAUCACUCAAGAUGACAGGACACGUCCCCACGUCAAUACCUGCGCACUUCUUCCCAUCGACGCUCCAAUCAAUCGAGUUCCCAUCUGGCUACAAUCAUGCACUGCCACCCAACGCAUUGCCACCAUCGGCAACAUACCUCAAACUGUCAGUCAGCUUUGAUAUUAUGAUGAGCCAAUGUCUGGUCAACUUGGCCAAGGGCUGCACGCUGGUGAUCGAGUCGUCCGAGCAGACCAAUCGCUUCACAAUACCAUUCCGAGAGAGAUUGGAUCGAUUCCUCUCGAAUGAGGCCAUUCACUUGGCCAACAAUAGUAUCAACGUCAUUGUAUUCAAUAGGAGUCUAGAGUUCACCAUCAGAUUCAUCAAUCAAUCUCACUGUCUUGUAUUAUGUGAUAUACUACAUGGUGGAAUCAUUCCAGUUGAUCAACUAACUGACAAGACAUUCAUACUCAAGUAUAUCUCUCCAACAUAUGAUUCAUUCGACAAAGUACUCGUCUCGUCCUUGGCCUAG
This is a messenger RNA of Acytostelium subglobosum LB1, 1776 nucleotides long. RefSeq lists its product as hypothetical. The transcript has a single exon. Bases 1 to 1776 code for a protein of 591 amino acids. The record is from RefSeq and is a predicted model, not a curated record. NCBI's taxonomy places the organism in Eukaryota, Evosea, Eumycetozoa, Acytosteliales, Acytosteliaceae.